AAACCUGUUCGCCCUUCAGUACCAGACACAAUGGCUUCUUCAGUGACUAGUGGCGUGCUGCCCAGUGGCAAACAGAUUUUUACCACCAUGCCUGAUAUUCUCUUCAUUCCAGAAUUUGUUUUUGGUGGAUUGGUGUGGACCCUGGUGGCCUCCACCCGUGUGAUCCCAGCAAAUCCUCUGGGCUGGGUCAUGUUUGUGUCCAUUUUCUGCUUCCUUAUCACCACUGUCUGGUUCUUCAUUUUCAUUACUGGUAAAAACCAGAGCAGCAUCUGGCCUGGCCUGGAUGUUGGAUAUCAUGCCUUUGCUGCAUUCCUUUAUUUGAGUGCUUCCGUGCUUCUGGCUUAUUUCACCAUCAUUUCAAAGGAAACAAUUUAUAUUUAUUACGUUUUGGACCUCAAGACAUACCAGCUGGACAUUGCUGCUGUGGUGAUGGCUUUCAUUACCACAUUGCUGUACUUCAUUCAUGCAAUCCUCUCUUCUCUACGAUGGCAGUCCUCUUGAAAAUCAGUCACAGAAGAGAAACACUCAUUUAACAGAACAUCACUGCCAAGCCCCAAAUAAGCCAAACAACAAACCAACCACCUAACAAACCAACAAAACAGUCAAGAGGAUAUCAGUAUUGUGUCAACACCUCUAACAUAGUGGUUCUAUCUCAUCUGAAGUCUUUAAAUGCUUUUUAGGUGUGUUUGAGCUGUCAAAUCAAUGAAAUUGUAUUGUAUUGAAAUCAUCUAGGUUUUUCUUUUUUUUUUUUUAAAACUGGAGAAUUUUAGAAAUAAAUCUAUUUGAUAUAUA
Molecule: messenger RNA, 792 nt
Organism: Myxocyprinus asiaticus (Chinese sucker)
Lineage: Eukaryota; Metazoa; Chordata; Actinopteri; Cypriniformes; Catostomidae
Product: myelin and lymphocyte protein-like
Exons: 4
Coding region: 31-501 (156 amino acids)
Biological process (GO): myelination
Cellular component (GO): membrane
Molecular function (GO): structural constituent of myelin sheath
Source: RefSeq, a predicted model, not a curated record